Chanos chanos (milkfish) is the source of this 8357-nucleotide messenger RNA. It is a transcript of the gene chd3, whose product is annotated as chromodomain helicase DNA binding protein 3. The transcript is spliced from 40 exons. NCBI's taxonomy places the organism in Eukaryota, Metazoa, Chordata, Actinopteri, Gonorynchiformes, Chanidae. The coding region runs from base 1 to 6237 and encodes 2078 amino acids. The record is from RefSeq and is a predicted model, not a curated record. Gene Ontology annotation, cellular component: NuRD complex; chromatin; nucleus. Gene Ontology annotation, biological process: chromatin remodeling. Gene Ontology annotation, molecular function: ATP-dependent chromatin remodeler activity; DNA binding; ATP binding.
AUGUCCUCUCCUCUCCGUUCUUGUGAGGAAGAUGAGGGCAUGGUGGUUAAUUCCGAGGGAGGAGAUUUUGAUGAAGAAGAAGAAGACGACGGAGACCUAGACGAGAACGCAAGCGACAUAAACUCGCCGGCGGCGCCUAGAGAAACUGCAACACUAGCCGCGCCAGACGAUGCUGAGGAUGGAGGAGAGACAUCCGACAGGGACAGUUCGGGAAAGAAGAAACGGGGUCCCAGGAAAAAGAAGGAGACAAAGAAGAAGGACAAGGAUAAAGAUGGCAAACCAGCAAAACCUCGCAAGCGUAAAAAAAUUGAUAGCGAUGUAGAGAGGGAUUCCGAGCGAGACUUCGGAGAAAACUCAGAUAGUGCACCUAGUGACUUUGGUGGUGGAGAGAAGAAGAAGAAAAAGAAACACAAAGACAAGAAAGAAAAGACCAAGAAAAAGAGGAAAGAAGAUGGAGACAGCGCUCAGGAGGAGACAACAAAACAGCCGGUGGAGCAGAAGACAUCUGCCCAGCUGGCAAGAGACUGGGGCCUUGAGGACGUGGAUCACACCUUUACAGAUGAGGACUACCGCACGCUCACAAACUACAAAGCUUUUAGCCAGUUCAUGAGGCCCAUGAUAGCCAAGAAGAACCCAAAAAUCCCCAUGUCCAAGAUGAUGACCAUCCUGGGGGCCAAAUGGCGGGAAUUCAGCUCCAACAACCCGUUCAAGGGUUCUGCUGCAGCCGUCGCAGCCGCAGCUGCAGCUGCAGCCGCUGCCGUCGCCGAGCAGGUCUCCGCGGCAACUGCUUCCCCAGAGCCCCCACCCCAACCGCCGCCCCUCCGCAAGGCCAAAACCAAAGAGGGGAAAGGUCCUGGUUAUAAGAAGCGUAGUAAGAGUCCUCGGGUUCCUGACAAGAAGAAAGCGAAGGUUAAGAAGAUGGCUCCUCUCCGAAUCAAACUGGGAGUUCUGGGUAACAAGAGGAAGAAGAGCAGUUCGAGUGAAGAUGUGGAUGACGAUGACUCAGAGCAGGAGAACUCCAGUGUACACAGCUCCUCUGUACGCUCCGACAGCUCAGGACGGGUCAAAAAGAACAAGAGGGGUCGUCCAGCCAAAAAGAAGAAAAAAAUGUUGGGAGACGAUGAUGCUGAUGGCUAUGAGACAGAUCAUCAGGAUUACUGUGAGGUGUGCCAGCAGGGCGGAGAGAUCAUUCUUUGUGACACCUGCCCCCGGGCAUAUCACCUUGUCUGCCUGGAGCCCGAGUUGGAGAAGGCUCCCGAGGGAAAGUGGAGCUGUCCGCACUGCGAGAAAGAGGGGAUUCAGUGGGAGGCCAAAGAGGAGGACUUUGAGGAGUUUGAAGAGGAGUGUGAUGACGGAGCAGGCGCGGACGCCGGGCCGGGAGGAGGCGACGAGGAGGAGGACGACCAUAUGGAGUUCUGUCGAGUGUGUAAAGAUGGGGGAGAGUUGCUGUGCUGUGACUCCUGUCCUUCGUCGUAUCACAUCCAUUGCCUCAACCCUCCUCUCCCUGAGAUCCCCAACGGGGAGUGGCUGUGCCCGCGAUGCACCUGCCCACCAAUCAAAGGGCGGGUACAAAAGAUCCUUCACUGGCGAUGGGGUGAGCCUCCUCCACCUGUGCCGGUUCCCCCGCCUCCAGAUGCUCCUCCUGACGCGCCUCCUCCACCCCCAAUGAAGGGACGGCCAGAGAGGGAGUUCUUUGUGAAGCUGGCAGGGCAGUCCUACUGGCACUGUACCUGGAUCACAGAGCUCCAGCUGGAGAUUUUCCAUUCAGUGAUGUUCCGGAACUACCAGCGGAAGACGGACAUGGACGAGCCGCCCAGUCUUGACUACGGCUCGGGAGGAGAGGAGGAUUCUGGGAAGAGUGAGAAACGGAGGGCCAAGGAUCCCCAAUAUGCCAUUCUAGAGGAGAAAUAUUACCGCUACGGCAUCAAACCUGAAUGGAUGAUGGUGCACCGAAUAAUCAACCACAGUGUGGAUAAGAAGGGGAACUACCACUACUUGGUUAAAUGGAGAGACCUGACGUAUGACCAGUGCACGUGGGAGAGAGAUGAUCUGGACAUCCCAGAGUUUGGUGUCCAUAAAGCAGCCUACUGGAGACACAGGGAGGAGGUGAUGAAGGAGGACCCAGACAAGCCAAAGAGGAUGAGGAGGAAAGAGGAGGGUGAAGAAUCUGCGGGCUCUCCACUUAACGAUCCGACUAUUAAGUAUGAGGAGCAGCCUGACUUUGUUACGGCAACGGGUGGGACUCUGCACCUGUACCAACUGGAGGGUCUGAACUGGCUGCGUUUCUCCUGGGCUCAGGGCACCGACACCAUCCUGGCCGACGAGAUGGGCCUGGGCAAGACCAUUCAAACCAUCGUCUUUCUCUACUCGCUCUUUAAAGAGGGUCACACUAAGGGCCCGUUCCUGGUGAGUGCUCCUCUGUCAACCAUCAUUAACUGGGAGAGAGAAUUUGAGAUGUGGGCUCCAGACUUCUACGUGGUCACAUACACAGGAGACAAGGACAGCAGGGCCAUCAUCCGCGAGAACGAGUUCUCUUUCGACGACACAGCUAUAAAGGGAGGGAAGAAGGCCUUCAAACUGCGGAGAGAAGCCCCCAUUAAGUUCCAUGUGUUGUUGACCUCCUAUGAGCUGGUGACCAUAGACCAGACUGCACUCAAAUCCAUAGACUGGGCUUGUCUGGUAGUGGAUGAAGCUCAUCGACUCAAAAACAACCAGUCUAAGUUUUUCCGGAGGCUGAAUGACUAUAAGAUCGACCAUAAACUGCUGCUGACAGGAACUCCACUACAGAAUAACCUGGAGGAACUCUUCCACCUGCUCAACUUCCUCACCCCCAACCGUUUCAAUAAUUUGGAGGGCUUUCUGGAGGAGUUUGCGGACAUCUCCAAAGAAGACCAGAUUAAAAAACUCCAUGACCUACUUGGCCCACACAUGUUGAGACGCCUCAAAGCCGAUGUGUUCAAAAACAUGCCAGCCAAGACCGAACUCAUCGUCAGAGUGGAGCUCAGCCCCAUGCAGAAAAAAUACUACAAGUUUAUCCUUACGCGAAACUUUGAGGCACUGAACUCAAAAGGAGGAGGAAACCAAGUGUCUCUUCUCAACAUUAUGAUGGACCUGAAGAAAUGCUGUAACCAUCCCUACCUCUUCCCCACAGCCUCCAUGGAGGCUCCGAAGACACCCAGUGGAGCCUAUGAGGGCGUGGGACUCACUAAGGCUUCUGGGAAACUGAUGCUGCUGCAGAAAAUGCUGAGAAAACUCAAAGAGCAGGGUCACAGAGUACUGGUCUUCUCUCAGAUGACGAAGAUGUUGGACCUGCUGGAGGAUUUCCUGGACUACGAGGGCUAUAAAUACGAGCGAAUCGAUGGAGGAAUCACGGGAGCACAGAGACAGGAGGCCAUUGACAGGUUCAACGCACCUGGAGCGUGUCAGUUUUGUUUCCUGCUCUCUACCAGAGCUGGAGGGCUGGGCAUCAAUCUGGCCACGGCAGACACAGUCAUUAUCUUCGACUCCGACUGGAACCCCCACAACGACAUUCAGGCAUUCAGUCGUGCUCACCGGAUCGGUCAGGCCAAUAAGGUGAUGAUUUAUCGUUUUGUCACACGGGCUUCGGUGGAGGAGCGCAUUACCCAGGUGGCCAAGCGGAAGAUGAUGUUGACCCAUCUGGUGGUGCGGCCCGGUCUUGGCUCCAAAGCAGGCUGCAUGUCCAAACAGGAACUGGACGACAUCCUCAAAUUCGGCACAGAGGAACUCUUUAAAGAUGAGAUAGAGGGGGACAAUAAGGAUGAGGACAGCAGUGUGAUUCACUACGAUAAUGCAGCCAUCGAGCGUCUGCUGGACCGUAGCCAGGACGCCACCGACGACUCGGACAUGCAGAACAUGAACGAGUACCUGAGCUCCUUUAAAGUGGCCCAGUACACCGUCAGAGAGGACGACAAGAUAGAGGAGAUAGAGCGGGAGAUCAUUAAGCAGGAGGAGAAUGUGGAUCCCGACUACUGGGAGAAGUUGCUCAGACACCAUUACGAGCAGCAGCAGGAGGAUUUAGCCCGAAACCUGGGCAAGGGCAAGAGAGUCCGCAAACAGGUCAACUACAACGACGCCGCCCAGGAGGACCAAGAGUGGCAUGCUGAUAUCUCAGAUAACCAAUCUGAAUACUCGGUGGGAUCCGAGGAGGAGGACGAAGAUUUCGAUGAGAGGCCUGAAGGCCGGCGUCAGUCCCGGCGUCAGCUCAGGAAUGAGAAGGACAAGCCGUUGCCUCCCCUGCUGGCUAGAGUGGGCGGUAACCUUGAGGUGCUGGGUUUUAACACUCGUCAGAGGAAAGCCUUCCUAAACGCAGUGAUGAGGUGGGGAAUGCCAGCCCAGGACGCAUUCUCCUGUCAGUGGCUGGUCAGAGACCUGCGCGGAAAGAGUGAGAAAGAGUUCAAGGCUUAUGUGUCUCUGUUCAUGAGGCAUCUGUGUGAGCCGGUGGCUGACGGCUCAGAGACUUUUGCGGACGGCGUCCCGAGAGAAGGACUGUGUCGUCAGCCUGUCCUCACCCGAAUUGGUGUCAUGUCCCUGGUCAAGAAAAAGGUCCAGGAGUUUGAACACAUCAAUGGGAAGUGGAGUUUACCAGAGCUGAAGCCUGAUGUCACUGCAGACUCAAAGAAAUCCUCACGUGCCUCCUCCCCCGUCAUUAAGACGGCCACGCCCACCCCAGAGCCCAGCUGCAACAACACACCCUGCACCUCCAAACCAGCAACACCCUCUCCACCUGAUAAGAACGAAAAGAGCGGGAAGGAGGGAGAAAAAGAAGAGGGUGAGACCCAGCCUGAGACCGAGAAAGAGAAAGAAAAAGCAAAAGAGGAGAAGGAGGGAGAGGGCACGGAGGCGGCAGAUUUGACUGAGGCUCCAAACACUACGAAAGACAGCACUCAGGAGCCUCCAGCCAAUGAGAAGCAAGAGACUUCAGAGGGCUCUACCAAUACAGCAACUCAGGAGUCCAAAACUAAAGAGUCACCUGGGACACCCUCUGGCCCUCAGGAGGAGAAGGACAAGAGUGAGAAGGCGAAGGAGGAGGAGAGUGCGGAGACCCAGAAACCUAGUGAAAAAACAAAAGACGAAUGCUCCUCAGGAUCUCCCGCUGUCAAAGAUGAGAGUCAAGAUACAGAGAGAGGAGAGAAAGGAGGGACAGGGGAGAAAGUGGAGGAGGAGAAGGAGAAGAAUGCGGAGCCGUCUGUUGCUACAGAAACAUCGGAUAGCAAAGAAAAAACAGAGAGUCAAGGGUCUGAGGUUAAGAAAGCAGAAGAGGUGAAGGGAGAAAAGGAUGCUGGGAAAGAAGUCAAAGGGCCGAAGGAGGACGCGGCUAAGGGCAACGGGAAACCUGCAGAACGCCCCAGAUUUAUGUUUAACAUAGCGGACGGAGGCUUUACUGAACUGCACACACUUUGGCAGAACGAGGAGAGAGCCGCCAUCUCCUCAGGGAAGAUGAACGAGAUUUGGCAUCGGAGACACGACUAUUGGCUAUUGGCAGGCAUCGUGCAUCAUGGCUAUGCACGGUGGCAGGACAUUCAGAACGACCCACAAUUUGCCAUCGUCAAUGAGCCUUUCAAAUCACAAGCUAACAAAGGCAACUUCCUGGAGAUGAAGAACAAAUUCCUGGCCAGACGGUUUAAGUUGUUGGAGCAGGCUCUAGUUAUAGAGGAGCAGUUGCGGAGAGCAGCCUACCUGAAUAUGACCCAGGACCCCACUCACCCGGCCAUGGCCCUGAACGCACGCUUUGCAGAGGUGGAGUGCCUCGCGGAAUCCCAUCAGCACCUCAGCAAAGAGUCACUGGCCGGCAACAAGCCUGCCAAUGCAGUGUUACAUAAGGUUCUUAACCAGUUGGAGGAGUUACUGAGUGAUAUGAAGGCAGAUGUGACGCGACUCCCCGCCACUCUCUCCAGAGUCCCGCCAAUCGCCGCCCGUCUGCAGAUGUCAGAGAGAAGUAUCCUAAGCAGGCUGGCUAACAAGGGCAACGAGACACACACACCACCGCCUAUCCCACCGGGACCUUACGCCACCCCACAGAAUUUUGGGGCCCCAUUCACUCCUGCCCCCUCUGCGGGUCUGACCCUGGGUGGGGCCAACUAUAGUCAGAUGCCUCCUGGGUCCUUUGUAUCAGUGCUGAAUGGCCCCCCUAUGUCAGUGAAAAAAGAGAGGGAGGCUGAACAUCUAAUGGCAAGAAGAGAGCAGCGGAGUGGAGAAGUUAUCUGCAUCGACGACUGAGUCCAGCCAUACUACAACACACACACACACACUCACACACACACACACACACACACACACACACACACACACACUUGUGCACCAACACACACCCAAACACACACUCACAUAAACUGACUUACAGUUGUGCCACUUCAUCAGAUUACACAUGAAAACACACACACAUACACACACAGUGACAAGGCACUCUGCAAAACGUUUUAUAAUCAGCUGUGGCAGCAAUCCAGACAUACCUGAACACGAACAUAGAAAUAUUACAACACACACACACACACUUAGGCACUCCCUUGCACGAUUACAUCAGUCCAUUCUCUCUCUCUCUGUCUCUGUCUCUCUCUCUCUCUCUCUCUCUUUCUGACAGUAUCUGCCUCAAACCUAGCUCCUACAAACAAAAAAAGAAUAGUGCAGUUACCACACUCACACUAAUACACACACACCCCCACACACACAACACAGUCACAACACGAUAAAAAAAAAAAAAAAAACCUAACCCCAAAACCUCGCAACCGCCCUCAGCUAGGACAUGAAGCUGCAUGAGUAUGUGUAAAAACAUUUUUCCAUAUAGCUUCACAUCCAUGUCAGCAUCAUUCAUUUCUGAAGCAUGCUACUUUUACAAGUAUGUGAUAUAGUGGAAGGAACUAUCGACGCAUCAAGCUGUGCCUACCGUAUUAUAGUACAGUUUUUUGUUUUGUUUUGUUUUUUUUUUAAACACAGUUUUGCCAAUCACCCAUCGGAAAAAAAUCGGCAUGUCAGAGACCUUUUUUUGUAUCGGAGAAACCACAGCAGACAUUGACCGCAGUAAUGUUUCUGUCGGACUGUUCUGGAAUGUUACACUUUUACGUGUUCCAUAGCGGAACCGUCUAAGCAAGGCCUGGGUAAUUAAUCUUGGUGAGUGCAAUAUGGAAUGUGAAUUGGCUCUGAUUGUCCGUUGCUAAACCCCAAUCAAAUGCCUUUACAGGUUCUCUCAAAUUUUGAAUACAUGUCUUACAGCCAAGUGUAAUGUCAGCUGAAGUAUUACGCGCAUCCUAACGCAGUAUUAAGUGCAAAAUUUCAGCGAGGUUGGUAGUCUAGCCAGAAUGUGGAUAACAGAGAAGUAGUAUGUAAUUUAUAUCGCCCCUGUUAUAAUUAACAGCCCAUAUAUUUUGAAUUGGGUUGAGAUGAACGCUUUUGAGAAUGAAAUUACUCCGGCCCUGAAAAAAGUUUUUUUGUUUGUUUGAUUUUUUGUUUGUUUGUUUGUUUUUUGGCAUCGCCCCAAGAAUGCUAAUGGGAGUACCAAGUUAAAUAGUGCUUUGUUUUCACCACACCCCUUUUUGCUGCCAACCCCACCCCCUUUUCCACCCCACACCCUCCUCGCUCCUAUUUGUGUCCUCACUUCUUCACACCUCUUCACUCUCGUUUUUUUUUUUUUUUCCACAUUUCUAAUUCUCAUUUUUACAAACUCUGUGAUAUUGUUUGCGUAUUUAAGCUUGGAUCAUUGUGUUUUCCUGUGUUUUUAAUCCUUGUUAUUAUGACUAUGAUUAUUAAUUGUUGUCGUUGCUGUUGGUGUCCUCGAUGUUUCAAUUUGCGAAGCUUCUACCAAAUGGAUAAGAAAAAAAAUUCUGAACGAUCAUAAAUUAUGUGUUUCGUCCAUUGACGUUUCUCUUUUUUUUUUUUUUCUCGAGCAUCUUGUAAUAAAAGCGAACGAAGAGGUUAAACGAACUUCGGAGGAAAAAAAUGCAAAAAAAGAAAAGAAAAAAAAAGCAAACAAAGAUGUUGUUUCUUGCUUACAAUUUAGAUUCUCAAGGCUGGCACAUAAUCUAUAUGCAACGGAUCACUUAUGUAACCUUAAAACACAUCGAAAGUAUUAUAGAUAACAUUUAUAUCCAAAAAAGAAAAGAAAAAUAAGCAAACUAUACUCCCUCAUCUCUGGAGGACUCAGAGUUGACUUCUUUGGCUCACAGACAUUUUCUCAAAUGCACAGCAUCAUACUGUAAGCGCCUUAAAGCUAAGAAAACUUGUAAAGGGUUCAGACUUCAUCAGAGGACAUAAAAAAAAACUCUGUAUAUGCUUGCUGUUGUAGUCUAACUUUAGCUAGGUCUCAACUUGAACACAUUGUUAAGAGUUGAAAAGUUAAUUUAUUC